AUGUCCACGGCUGUUACAACAACUGCUCUGAGCAAAGGCAAGGUGAAGUUGUCAGGUGCGCAGGAAACUCUCCUGCUCACCCUCUUCGCCCGCGCCAAGGAUGCCGAGUCUGCAUCGCCGAUUCUGAAUGACCAGUACGCCCUAGAGAUCGUCAACCAGAUCAAGGAACAGGGCUAUGACUUCAACCGAACAUCCAUGGGAUUCACGAGAAUUCCAACGUUCUCCGCACCGGUAGCUAUGCGCGGUCGCAUGCUAGACAUUUGCACUGAGAGGUUUCUUCGAAGAAAUCCGGGUCCUGCAACGGUGAUCCACUUGGCAUGCGGGAUGGACUCGAGAUGUCACCGCGUGCAGUGGCAGGGAGAAGGAAGGGUUUGGAUCGACGCGGACAAGGAGGAUGUCAUCGAGCUGCGGCGCCAAGUUUUGAAUGACCCCGAACCCGUCAAAGGGGCCGAGUACCGCUUGAUCCACCCCAAUAUUCACAGCGACACCUGGCUCCGCGAAGCCAAGAUUCCUGUGGACCGGCCAGUUCUGAUCCUUUUCGAAGGUCUUACUCCGUACCUCACGAACGACGAGAUGAUUGGGCUGGUCCGGCGCAUUGUGAACUACUUCCGUUCUCAUGGCGCCCAUGGCGAGCUUCGUUUCGAUGCCGUCGGCUCGAUUACGUAUUACGCGAUGAAUUAUAUCUUCAAAACCCCGUUCAAGACUAUGGGAACGCGAUUCUACUACUACCUCGACGAUCCCAGAUCUCUGACGCAGAAGAUUCCGGGGCUGAGGUACAAAGACUCCAUAUUCCUGAUGCCAGACUUAUUCAGGUACGGCAUCUUGGGGCUCGUCCUCGGAUUCUUCACAUGGAUCAUAGACCUCUUUGGGAUUUCUGGCCGUCUCGGUGGUGGAUAUGGGUAUGAAUUCUAG
This is a messenger RNA of Colletotrichum chrysophilum, 912 nucleotides long. RefSeq lists its product as uncharacterized. Gene Ontology annotation, molecular function: methyltransferase activity. The record is from RefSeq and is a predicted model, not a curated record. The transcript has a single exon. NCBI's taxonomy places the organism in Eukaryota, Fungi, Ascomycota, Sordariomycetes, Glomerellales, Glomerellaceae. Bases 1 to 912 code for a protein of 303 amino acids. Gene Ontology annotation, biological process: methylation.